This is a messenger RNA of Camelus dromedarius (Arabian camel), 1699 nucleotides long. Its product is annotated as signal-regulatory protein beta-1. Lineage: Eukaryota; Metazoa; Chordata; Mammalia; Artiodactyla; Camelidae. The transcript has 6 exons. Gene Ontology annotation, cellular component: plasma membrane. The record is from RefSeq and is a predicted model, not a curated record. The coding region runs from base 84 to 1262 and encodes 392 amino acids. Gene Ontology annotation, biological process: positive regulation of T cell activation; positive regulation of phagocytosis.
CUUCUCUGCUCUUCACAGAGCACUUAAGUCUGGGUUCUCCUCAGGACACACAUUGGACAGAUCAGGCUCCUCAGACCUCCAAGAUGCCCACCCCUGCCUCCUGGCCCCACCCUCCACCUUCCCUGCUGCUGGCACUACUACUGGGACUCACAGGAGUGGCGGCUCAGGAGCUGCAGGUGAUUCAGCCUGAGACAUCAGUGUCGGUCGCAGCUGGAGAGACGGCCACUCUGCGCUGCACCAUGACCUCUCUGCUCCCCGUGGGGCCCAUCACGUGGUUCAGGGGCACAGGGCCAGGCCGGGAGUUAAUCUAUGAUUACAAAGGAGGCCACUUCCCCCGAGUAACAAAUGUUUCAGACGCCACAAGGAGAGACAACCUGGACUUUUCCAUCCGCAUCAGUAACAUCACCCCGGCAGACGCCGGUGCCUACUACUGUGUGAAGUUCCAGAGAGGAAGCCCUGGUAACGUGGAGUAUAAGUCUGGACCAGGCACUCGGCUCACUGUGAGUGCCAGACCCUCUCCUCCCGUGGUAUCAGGCCCCGCCACAAGGGCCUCACCUGAGCAGACGGUGAGCUUCACCUGCAGAUCCCACGGCUUCUCCCCCAGAACCAUCUCCCUGAAAUGGUUCAAAAAUGGGAAUGAGAUCACAGCCUCCCAGACCAGCGUGGACCCAGAAGGAGAUAGCGUUUCCUACAGCGUCUCCAGCACAGCCAAGGUGGUGCUGGCCUCGGGGGAUGUUCGCUCCCAGGUCAUCUGCGAGGUGGCCCACACCACCCUGCAGGGGGGCCCUCCUCUCCGUGGGACUGCCUACUUGUCUGAGACCAUCCGAGUUCCGCCCACCUUGGAGGUCACCCAACAGCCCAUGGCAGGGACCCAGGUGAACGUCACCUGCCAGGCGAAGCAGUUCUACCCCCGAGACCUCCAGCUGAGCUGGGUGGAGAAUGGAAACAUGUCCCGGAUAGAAACAGCAUCGACCCUCACGAAGAACAAGGAUGGGACCUUUAACCGGAUGAGCUGGCUCCUGGUGAACUCGUCCGCCCACAGAGGGGAGGUGCUGUCCUGCCGGGUGGAGCACGACGGGCAGCCGGCGGUCAGCGCCAACCUCACCCUGGAGGCCUCUGCUCCCCAGAAGGACCAGGACACACAUGAACACCCUGGCCCAGAGCUGACUUCUUCUCUGCUGGUAGUUCUGCUCCUAGGCCACAAAGUGCUGCUGGUGCUCGGUGUCUCUGUCAUCUUUGUCCACAGGAAGCAUUGCGUCUGACUGGUACCACCCUCAGUCUCUGCUGCCUGCUUCCCUCCCUGUGGGGCCCAGCCUAGGAGAAAACCCAGCUGGAAGCUUCCACGACUCUGCUCCAAAUGUCUCUCCUCCAUGGAGACCAGCCUGCCCCCACACUCCCAAGAUCUUCUCACACUCCUCGAGGCUCCCAGAGCUGCAUCUUCAUACAUCACUCUGAGCAGGAAGGACCUCCCCCAACCUGGACUCCCCACCAUUUGAGAUUCUCUUUCACCGCUUAAGUACAAAUGAUUCGCCAUCAUGGUUUUAAGAAGAACAGUUAUUCUCUUUCCUCGUUGCCUAAAUGUCCUACCCCUCAAACCCUGAAGGUAGUGUUGCCUCCUGUCUCUGUGAUGGAACCAGAACUUCCAUCCUCCUGCGUCCUUCCCGACCCUUCUCUCACAGUAAAUAGACUGUGUCCAGAA